Purpureocillium takamizusanense is the source of this 930-nucleotide messenger RNA. RefSeq lists its product as uncharacterized. NCBI's taxonomy places the organism in Eukaryota, Fungi, Ascomycota, Sordariomycetes, Hypocreales, Ophiocordycipitaceae. The record is from RefSeq and is a predicted model, not a curated record. Gene Ontology annotation, biological process: mycotoxin biosynthetic process. Bases 1 to 825 code for a protein of 274 amino acids. The transcript is spliced from 4 exons.
AUGUAUUCAGAGAGAUCUCUGGAAAAGGACAGUGAUCCUACUGACUCGCAAGACACAGAGAGUCUUUUGAGUCAAGAUAAAUCCCAGGAACAGCUCUUAUUAUCAUCAUCACAGCCGUCCACAUCUAGGCGAAACAAGCGACUGAUAACGCACCUCCACAUCGCCGCCUUUGUCUUUUACAGCGUCCUUACCGUCACACUUUACGCAUGGAACGUAAGAAUAAAUGCGAAGAAAUGCGACUGUGAAACUGCCGCGGUCUAUUCUCCCGCAAGAGCAGCCAUAAAAUACGAGAAGCAAACAAUCGUACACAAUCUCGCAGACAAUGGCAAAUACAGAGGCCCGCCGCGACCAGAGCAGGACGCAGCAUGGGAGGACCUGUUGAGAUACAACAACCUCCGCGUCCAAAAAGAAGACCUCGACAAGGCAAACGCCACUUCCGUGCCCCUCAACGACGCCCAGGGCGGCUACCUCGCGACGCUCGACGUCUUUCACACGCUGCACUGCGUGAACAAGAUGCGCAAGUCGUACUACUCGGACUACUACCACGACCCGAACCCGCUGGCGGACCAGCGGGAGCACUUUGACCACUGCGUCGACCUGCUCCGCCAGGUCGUCAUGUGCCACGGCGACGUGUCCCUGCACACGUACGAGUGGAAGGACGACUACAGGUGGCCGUGGCCCAGCAUGAGGACGACGCAUCAGUGUCGGAGCUGGGACAGUUUGAUGGCUUGGUCGAAGGAGCAUUACGUCCCGAGCUUGACGGGUCCGAUAUUGUCGCAUCCGACGUUGGGUACAUCGUUUCGAGGAGAUGAGCCUCAUAGUUGAUAUCAGUAAUGGGGUGGUGAUGGCACGGUAAUCAUACGCCCGGAUGGUAGUAUUAGACAUGGCAAUCUAGAAGUCGUAGCCGAUUAUCCAUUGUUUCAGUGCCGU